AUGGGGAAUAGUACAGAGGAAGAGCAAACAAUAAAAUGUGGUACUAGCCAAUUGUGUUUUGUAAAGAUGCUAAUAAAUAAUUUAGUAGCAGGAUCGAUUAUAGGCAAAUAUGGAUCAAUCAUAUCAGGUAUUGAAAAUAAAACAGGAUGUAGUUUAAAACUAUCACCAAAUAAUUCUUACUUUCCAAAUACACAAAAAAGAGUUUUAGUAAUAUGUGGUAAACAAGAACAAAUAAAUAAUGUAAUUAUAAUUAUUUUAAAUAAGAUAAGACAAAUAUCAAUACCAAAUAAUAUCAAUAAUAAUAAAAAAGAAAAUAAAAUACAAACUUAUACAUGUAAAAUUGUAGUACCAAAAUCAGCAGUAAGUGCUAUCAUUGGAAAAGGAGGACAUCAAAUUAAACAACUACAAAAUAAUACAGGAACAAAAAUACAAAUAUCUAAUCGUGAAGAUGGAUUGAAUGAAAGAGUUAUAUCAAUAGUCGGCCCGUUUGAAUCGGUUCGUGAUACAACAACAAAAGUUAUUGCCUCAAUUCAAACAGAUCCAAACUUAAAAGAUUUAUUAAAUAUUAAUUAUAAUAAAGAAUUAAAUAUUGAAACUGUUACUAAUAAUAAUAAUAGAAAUGGAAUUCGAAAUAUAUCUCAUAAUUUUAUUAAUAAUAUACCAAUGAAUAAUUAUGUAAUGUCACAACAAUAUGGACUAUUUCAACAUGAACAAUAUGUAGACAUAAAUAUGAUGAAUUAUUUAAUGAGAAAUAAUCGUGAUUUAUUUAAUUUGCCAUGUGAAAUAUCUAUACAAAUUCCCGAUGAGUUUAUCGGAUCCGUUAUUGGUAAAAAUGGUGUUAGACUUACAAAUAUUAUGAACAGUACAGGUGCACAAAUCAAAAUAAGUAGAAAAGGAGAAUUAAUACCUGGAACUACUGAUCGGAAAACAAGAAUUAUAGGAACUGUUGCAGCAGUACAUGCUGCCCAUGUUCUAGUCUUACAAAGAUUAGAGUUUGUUUAUAUGCAAAUAAAAUUUGAUAUAUAA
Messenger RNA from Plasmodium vinckei vinckei, 1026 nucleotides. Its product is annotated as RNA-binding protein Nova-1, putative. Gene Ontology annotation, molecular function: mRNA binding. The record is from RefSeq and is a predicted model, not a curated record. Gene Ontology annotation, biological process: regulation of gene expression. The transcript has a single exon. Bases 1 to 1026 code for a protein of 341 amino acids. NCBI's taxonomy places the organism in Eukaryota, Apicomplexa, Aconoidasida, Haemosporida, Plasmodiidae. Gene Ontology annotation, cellular component: nucleus; cytoplasm.